Messenger RNA from Marmota monax (woodchuck), 1678 nucleotides. RefSeq names its product EF-hand calcium binding domain 13 (gene Efcab13). Lineage: Eukaryota; Metazoa; Chordata; Mammalia; Rodentia; Sciuridae. The coding region runs from base 566 to 1567 and encodes 333 amino acids. The record is from RefSeq and is a predicted model, not a curated record. The transcript has 12 exons.
UGGGCACAAUCAGGAGCCACUUGUCAAAAGAAACUAACUUUAUUUUUAGAACCACACACGACAAACAAAAUAGUCUCUCAGGAAAAACCCUCAGAGCCUCAACUGCCACCACCGGCUUUCCCCAAGCCUCUCUCUCCCACACAAGCUUCUCUCCACCUCCCACAAUCCUCCUGCUCUUGAGGCUGAUUGGCUGGGUCACGUGGGCGGAGCCAAAAAAGUCCCCCAAUGAGCAGCUCCGUGGUCUGAAAGGGCAGGGAAACAGCCCAAUGAGCAUCACCGCAGAGGAGCCAAUCAGCUAGAUGUUGCUGGGGUCGAGGAGCCAAUCAGCUAGAUGUUGCUGGGGCGGCUGUGAGCCAAUCAUCAGCCGGCAGCUGGAAGUUUGCUGGAAGCAGCUGGAAGUUUGCUGGGGCCCCUUCGGCUGUGGCUCUCAACAGCAUGAUGUGAAAUCCACAGUCUCAAGUGAAGCUAAAACAUCUUUGGAAAUCCUUUUGCACUGUUGCUCAAUCAUACUUGUUGAUCAAGGCCUUUUAAUCCUGAAGAGCAGAAUUUAUCUCUCAGCAGAAAGAUGGAAACAAAAGAACAUUUGUUCUGCCAGGCAGAAGAAAAUAUUGGCUUAUCAGUUAAUAACUCUUCUGGAACCAACUUGCAAACAAGAAAUAUUGAAAACAAGAAAUACAUCAAAUUUUCUAAAAUAGUGGAGAACAAAGUUUCACCUGAAAUUAGGGGUUAUAAUCCAGAACAUAAAAAUGUGUAUAAAACAUCAGUAUUCCUAUGUAGAGAAGAAAAAUCCUCUGAUUUUUCAGGAGCAAAAAAGUUCAGGAGAGAGAAAAGUUUACAAGUACAACUGCACAGUACAAGAACUGAGCCCAGAGUUGAGACAGAAAGAAACCAUACUUGGCAUACUCCUCCAGUGAAGAUUGCCUCUCCCUCUCUGAAGCUGUCAAAGGAGGAGAUGACCAGGAAAGAAAGCACUUUAUGCCAGUUGCCGAAUCAGUACCAUGUUCCCAAGACUUCAUUACCUCUUUAUACAUCUUCCUCACUUAUUCGGGAAAAGAAAAUACAUUCUAACCUCUCCCUGACAUUAUAUGAAGAAAUACCUCAAGGACAUUUUUAUGCAGAAGAAUUAAGUGAACUUCUUAAAGCCUGUAAAAUUUUUAGUAAAAUUCAAAGUGGUAAGAUUUAUGUGAAUGAUCUGCCAAUGGUCCUUGGUACCUUGAAGAUUUCUAUAAGUGAUUCAGAAAUGCUACAGGCACUAAAGACUAUUGAUAUCAAUGUUAAUGGAAUGCUGGAUUUUUCAAAUUUCCUUAAGGCUGUGAAUGAUAUUUCUUAUGUGACCUCUCAGGAUUCAGCAUUCCAGAAAGCCUUGGAGAUUUUUUCUAGGAUAAAAGAUGGUUGGGUUCCUACUGAUGAAGUAGUUGCUGUUUUGAGUAGCAUGAAUAUCUUUGUAAACCCUGACACACUGCAGGAAGUGAUCAAAUAUUCCUAUACUGACCGUAACCAGAUGGUGGAUAUUGGUGAUAUUGUAUUUGCUUUGAAUGAACUACAGCAACCGUAUGAAGAUGUUUAAAAGCAGAAACUGGAUCUCUGAAGAUGACUUCUACCGGCCUACCCAGGAGCAAGCCCCUGAGAGCACCACAGAUGGCUCCGGAGCUGGUUCUCGAGGGACUCCAGAGUCAAG